AAUCGAAGAAGAAAAAUAAUAUAAAAUAAAUUUAAGGUUAGAAAUGCUUCAUAAUUGCAGCGUAUAUAAACAAUUUUGGAGAAAUAAUGCUAUCGUUGGUUAAUUAUGCCAGUAGUGAUGAUGAAAAUGACUCAAAAAAUGAAGAAAGUGCUCCUCAUAAGACAGAAGACGUUCCUAACCCCGAAAAACCUAGUGACGAUUCAGAAUUCUCUGUAAAGAAGCAGUUGCAAAUUUGUGCAGCCCCCCUUGUUAUUCCUACUGGUUCAGAAGAAUGUGCAAGGUAUGUGGAUCCGUCAGCUUCAGAAGUCCUAUUUAAUCCCAAAUAUGAUGAGCUUUUUGCACCUAUGGUUGGUCCUGAAAAUCCUUUUAAAACUCAACAAAUGCAGGCAGAGAGGAACAUAUUGUCUGGAUAUGUUGAACCAGCACAUAUAAGUGAAUUUCAAUUUGAAAAUCAAAGAAGAACUUUUAACAGUUAUGGUUAUGCCUUGGAUCCAACUAUAGGUGAAACUACUGACCCAAAUAAAGUUGUGGGAUCUAGCCAAUUAGCAGAGGAAAGUAAAGGAAAGACAGUGUUUGAAAGUACAAAGUUACGACCAUUAGAUAAACGAAAAAGAAAGAAGAAUAAUGAUCCAAGUGAUAUAGAUGGAUUUCUUGGACCUUGGGGUGGCUAUGAAAAUGAACAGAGGGUUGUUAAGCCUUCUGAAGAAGAGGCUGCAGAACUGGAAGAACUUGUUUCCAAAAAGAACAAGAGAGGAAAGAUUGUAGAAGAAAAUCCUAUUGAAGAAAAGACAACAUUGCAUAUUAAAGAUGCUGUGGACUAUCAAGGACGCUCAUUUCUACAUGCUCCUCAAGAUGUAGGUGUCAAUUUACGUUCAGAUUCACCACCUGAAAAAUGUUUCUUACCAAAAGCUCAUAUACACACAUGGUCAGGUCAUACAAAAGGAAUUGCAGCAGUCAGAUGGUUUCCACGCACUGCACAUUUGUUACUUUCAGCAAGUAUGGAUUGUAGAAUAAAGUUAUGGGAAGUAUAUAAUGAAAGAAGAUUAAUUCGAACUUACUUUGGUCACAGGCAGGCUGUUAGGGACAUCAAUUUCAAUAACUCAGGAAAAGCAUUUUUAUCUGCUGCUUAUGACCGUUACAUAAAAAUGUGGGAUACUGAAACUGGUCAAGUAAUGUCUCGAUUUACAAGUAGAAAAAUCCCCUACUGUGUUAAGUUCCAUCCUGAUAAGAACAAACAGAACUUAUUUGUAGCAGGGACAUCUGAUAAAAAAAUACUAUGUUGGGAUAUAAGAUCUGGGGAUAUUGUUCAAGAAUAUGACCGACAUUUAGGAGCUGUGAACACUAUUACGUUCGUAGAUGAAAAUAGGCGCUUUGUAACUACAUCUGAUGACAAAAGCUUGAGGGUGUGGGAAUGGGACAUCCCAGUAGAUAUGAAGUAUAUUGCCGACCCUACGAUGCACUCAAUGCCCGCUGUUACUUUGGCCCCAAAUGGAAAGUGGCUUGCAUGUCAGAGUAUGGACAACAAAAUUGUAAUUUUUUCAGCAUUAAACAGAUUUAAGAUGAAUCGGAAGAAAACAUUUACCGGGCAUAUGGUAGCGGGAUAUGCGUGUUCAUUAGACUUUUCGCCAGACAUGAGUUAUUUAGUGUCAGGUGACGCAGAUGGUAAGUGUUAUAUUUGGGACUGGAAAACAACAAAAUUAUUCAAGAAAUGGAAAGCCCAUGACAACGUUUGCAUCAGUGCCCUUUGGCAUCCCCAUGAACCAAGCAAAGUAGUCACUGCAGGAUGGGAUGGUGUUAUCAAAUACUGGGACUAAGUAGCCGUUAAGCAUGUACAAAAAUUAUUUAGUGUAUAUGUUACUAUAUGUUCUUAUCACAUUACCAACAAAACAAAUAAACAUUUUAUUUUUGAUGGG
This is a messenger RNA of Agrilus planipennis (emerald ash borer), 1913 nucleotides long. RefSeq names its product pre-mRNA-processing factor 17. Gene Ontology annotation, cellular component: catalytic step 2 spliceosome. The record is from RefSeq and is a predicted model, not a curated record. The transcript has 8 exons. Bases 87 to 1814 code for a protein of 575 amino acids. Gene Ontology annotation, molecular function: protein binding; mRNA binding. Gene Ontology annotation, biological process: mRNA splicing, via spliceosome. NCBI's taxonomy places the organism in Eukaryota, Metazoa, Arthropoda, Insecta, Coleoptera, Buprestidae.